UAUAAGUACUACGCUUACUCUUUCAAUUUAGUAAUAAAAAUGUCUAAUCAGUUUAGAAAUUGAAGUUUUUUCUUAAUAACUGUUUGUUUGUUAGGGUCAUCAACAAUUUGAGCCAAUUUUAAGAAUAAUGUUGUUGUUCAAGAGGUUAAUUUUAUUUAAAAAUUGCUCAUAUACUUUUGGGCAGCUUAAAAAAAAACUAUAUCAUCAAUAACUAAUCAAAUAAGUUUACCAAAAUAAAAAAUUGAGUCGAGAAUGUGUUGCUCAAUUAGAAAAAAAUUUUAUGAUAUCCAUAGAGUGAAUUGGUCAAUAUCAAAAACUUAUGUAGAAGUGAUAACGCCUCCAUUACAAUUUUGAAAAAAAAACCUACUAAUAUAUUCAUCUCAUCAUGCAUAACAAAUUCCUACGAAGUACCAUCCUUGUUACUUUUUUAUUAUCAUUAGCCUGUGUAAGCUUAGUUUGCACAUCAUUAGUGACAGACCACUGGAUAGAAUCCAAGCCAUCUCGCAAACGUAAUCCUUCUGAGAGUUCAGGCCAUAUUAAUUUUGGUCUUUUACAUGGGAGAAAGGAGCUAGAUGUUUCUGUUGGGGUGCGGUUUCAUGAAAUACAAGUUUUAAAAUUAUUGAAUGAACAUCCGCAAAUAUUAUCCUGGGAUCUAUGGUGUGUCACUUUAAUCUCCAUCAUACUCAUGCUCUCAUGUUCGGUGUCAUCUGCAUUUUUAUCUCUUAUAAAUACUGUGAUUGUUCCUCAAUAUAAGCUAUUCGGAGUUUUUGGAAUUUUUACUUCCAAUAUUUUAGCGAUUGUCUUGUCUAUUAUCUGCUCAACAACGUGGUAUGCACAAUGCCAUCUGAAACUCUACCACAAUGUCUUAACAGAACAAGAUUUGGACAAUUUUUGGACAAGCGAAGGAGCGACGACUCUGGGUUACUCUUUUUGGUUGAUAAUCGUCGUCGGCGUUCUGCACGUGAUCAAUCUACUUUUACUCAAGUGGAGUACCCUUAAAGGUGGGCGUAAACGACAAGAAACGCUCAAUCCUCUAGAAGAAAAAAUGGUCGGAGCUAUAAUGCUAUACUGAAGUACUUACUUUUUUACAAUUGAUGUUUUUCAAUGUACUUUCGAGCAUGCAGUAUUUUUUUUUUCUUAAUUUGAAGAAAAUUUUCUUUUUUUUUCAUAUCGAUAAUUUUCUCGAAACGCGAUCCGUCCAGAAAAAAAGUGAGCUUAGUCGUAAGAAUUUAUUAAAAUGUAAAAUGCUUAUGAUUGCACGUUGCGUGACACAAGCAUGCCAUUUAAUUGUAUUUUAUACAAUAUUAUUCGCGAUUCCAUGUAAUGUAUAUGUAUGUACGUUUAAUCGAUAGAUCUCAAGUAUUGCAAUUAUGAAUAUUUUGUAAAAAGAAAUUUAAAAUUCAAAUCAUAUUUUUUAUUUUUAUCGCUUGUUUUAAGAUGCAAUGGUUCAAAAUUUAUGUAGCACACAAAUGUUUAGAUGUUUAUUAUUUUUUGUAAAAAAAAAAUUAUCAAAAUUUGUUUUAUAAUUUUAUAUAAAAAUAAGUCUGCCUUUUAAAGUCUGAAUCAACAAGAUACUUCCGUAAACUAGGGGAGCACAACUACUAGUAUAUAGCAUUAUGUAUAAAAAAUCACUCACUAUCAA
This is a messenger RNA of Trichogramma pretiosum, 1642 nucleotides long. RefSeq names its product clarin-3. The coding region runs from base 386 to 1072 and encodes 228 amino acids. The record is from RefSeq and is a predicted model, not a curated record. The transcript is spliced from 6 exons. Lineage: Eukaryota; Metazoa; Arthropoda; Insecta; Hymenoptera; Trichogrammatidae.